This is a messenger RNA of Fonsecaea multimorphosa CBS 102226, 282 nucleotides long. RefSeq lists its product as uncharacterized. Gene Ontology annotation, biological process: mitochondrial respiratory chain complex III assembly. The record is from RefSeq and is a predicted model, not a curated record. Gene Ontology annotation, cellular component: mitochondrial membrane. The transcript is spliced from 2 exons. NCBI's taxonomy places the organism in Eukaryota, Fungi, Ascomycota, Eurotiomycetes, Chaetothyriales, Herpotrichiellaceae. Bases 1 to 282 code for a protein of 93 amino acids.
AUGGCCGGGGUCGUAACACCCGCCGAGGGCGAAGUCUUCAAACGCUUCAAUCCCGAUCUCCAAAAGCGCAAUCUCGAACUGCGGGAACAACGUCUCAAAAACAAUGAGGAAUUCGUCUCCAAGUUAAUCGAGUAUUCCAAAUCAGAUAAACCGGUGUGGAUUGUCGCUGCGGAGGCCGAGAAGAGAGAGAAGGCUGAAAAGUUGGCAAAAGCAGCGGAGCAGGGGACGGAGAGGGAGACUAUCAGGGAGCAGAUGAGACGUGCACAGGCAGAAGGAAAGUAA